Molecule: messenger RNA, 5557 nt
Organism: Apis florea (little honeybee)
Lineage: Eukaryota; Metazoa; Arthropoda; Insecta; Hymenoptera; Apidae
Gene: Ranbp21
Product: exportin-5-like protein Ranbp21
Biological process (GO): protein export from nucleus; RNA export from nucleus
Cellular component (GO): RNA nuclear export complex; nucleus; cytoplasm
Molecular function (GO): nuclear export signal receptor activity; small GTPase binding; RNA binding
Source: RefSeq, a predicted model, not a curated record
UUGCACGCGUUGUAAAGUCAGGUUAGGUUAAAUUUAAACAGUCUAGAUGGCAGUACGUAUUUUGCGUAUGCUAUAUGUAAUCGUUCAACGUGCCGCAUAUCCCUUAGAAGCGAACUUCUUUGACUAAAUAUAAGAUCGCCGCCGCGAGUUUUUGAUUCCAUAAGUGAUCAUCAGAUAUGAAUUGACAAACCAUAGUGAUAAAAUUCUUUCUAAACGUGUAUCUUCGAUCCGUCUCGAUCUACGAUCGCGUUACGAGUAUAGUAGAUAGGAAUGGAGUUUGGAGUGGGCAAUGUGGCCCAAAUAUCAGCAGAACUUGCUCAAGUAGUAGAGGUGAUGAUGUCACCAAAUGUUCCACAAGAACAACGUUUAGAAGUAUAUAAUGCUUGUGAACGUUUCAAGGAAUCAUCUCCUCUAUGUGCACAAUGUGGAUUAUACUUAGCACAAAAAGCUCCAAAUAGAAGUUCAGUAGUUCGACACUUUGGAUUACAGCUUAUGGAACAUUGUAUCAAAUAUAGAUGGACACAAAUAUCUCAAUCAGAAAAAAUAUUUAUAAAGGAAAGUGCAAUGAAAUUGCUUCAAGAAGGCACAGAACCAUUAUUGCAAGAAGAAGCUCAUAUUAAAGAUGCACUUUCACGUGUUGUAGUAGAAAUGAUAAAGAGGGAAUGGCCACAACAAUGGCCUACAUUGCUUGCUGAACUUAGUCAAACUUGUACAAGGGGUGAAAGUCAAACUGAGUUGGUUCUUUUAGUAUUUCUAAGACUUGUAGAGGAUGUUGCACUUUUGCAAACAUUAGAAUCUAAUCAGAGAAGAAAGGAUAUAUAUCAAGCACUUAAUACAAAUAUGGCUGAAAUUUUUAGUUUUUUUUUAAGAUUAAUGGAACAACAUUUUUCAGAAUUUCAAAAGAAAAAUAGUUUAGGUUGUACUUCUGAAGCUGCAGCACAUAGCAAAGUUGUACAAGUAGUAUUAUCCACAUUAACUGGAUUUGUAGAGUGGAUUUCAAUUAAUCAUGUUAUGGCAGAAGAUGGUAGAUUAUUACAAAUAUUAUGUCUUCUAUUGGGGGAUCCAAUAUUUCAAUGCUCAGCAGCUGAAUGUUUAUUACAAAUAGUAAAUCGUAAAGGAAAAGCUGAAGACAGGAAACAAUUAAUGAUUUUAUUUUCUGAAGAUGCUUUGAGAUAUAUUUAUACAGCAGCAACUGCAGCAUCACCUGUUACUGGAACAAAUGAAUUUCAUGAAAAUCAUUAUUUGUUUUUAAAAAAAUUGACACAGGUGUUAACUGGAAUGGCAACUCAAUUAUGUACACUUUGGGGUAAAGAUGAUAGCUCGAAUAUUCGGCCAGCACAUUUCAAUAUAUUUCUAGAUACUGUAUUGACAUUUACUAUGUAUUCAAGUUUAACAUUAACACAUAUGGCAAAUGCAAUUUGGGUAAUGCUAUUUAAGCACGAACAGAUAAAACAAGAUCCAUUGUUAUUAACUUACAUACCAAAAUAUGUAGAAAGUACAGCACCAAAGCUAAUAAAAAUAGCAUAUCCACAAGGUAGACAAGCUAAUGGAAUGAGCGCAUACUGUCUUGCGGAUUAUGAUUCGGUGGAGGAAUUCAAUGUUUUUCUCCAUCGAUUUCGAACUGAUUUGUUGGAAGGAUUUCGUCAAGCAACAAUGGUAGCGCCUUUAGUAACAUUUACUUAUGUACAACAAUGGUUAACAGCUAAAAUUACAAAAGGAAUGACAGAUCUUCGAUAUCAAAGUGAUCAAAAUGAUCUACAAUAUCUUGAAUGGGAAGCACUUGCACAAGCUUUAGAUUCUGUUGUAUCAAGAAUUCUUUUGAUUAACGAACGACCAAGUGUUCAAACUGGUCUUCAAUUGUUAGAAUUGUGCCUUGGUUAUUCUCCUCAAGAUCCUUGGUUAUUAUCUGCACUACUUUCUUGUAUCAGUGCUCUUUUUGUAUUCUUAUCUAUGUCAACUGGUUCAAUGGCUAUGCCAGGAGUAGCUAUUCUACCUAGAGUUCUGGAAAAAAUCUUUGCUGCUCUCGUAUUUGAAGCACCUGGUGAAACGAAGGGUACUCGAUCUAAAGCAGCAAAGAAUGUAAGGCGGCAUGCUGCUAGUCUCAUGGUUAAAAUUAGUCUGAAAUAUCCAUUAUUACUGCUUCCAGUUUUCGAGCAAAUACAUACAAUGGUUCGAGGUUUAGCAAGAGAACCUAGCCCUUUAUCUAAAAUGGAAACUACAUUAUUAUAUGAAGCAUUACUGUUGAUAUCGAAUCAUUUCUGUGAUUAUGAGAGACAAACUAGAUUCGUUGCUGAAAUAAUUGGUGAUGCAUCAGCAAAGUUCAUUGCUCUUGGAUCUGAAUCGUUUAAAGGACCACUCGAAUUUAUGAGAUUUAUAGGAUUAGAUCGACCACCAGUUGAAAAUAUUACAGAAGAUCCGGCAGGUCAAAAUCGAAGUGACUUAAUGAUUUGUAUUUGUACGAUAUUAUGUGUUGUAAAACGGUGCUCUAUCCCCGAUGAUCCAGAUCGUGCUGCAAGAGGCAGUUUUGUAGCUGCACUUAGCGAAAGUGGAAAUCCAGUAUAUAGAAAUCCUGCUACACCACAUGUAAUUCCUAUAUUGCCCACACUUUUUGCAUUACUUAGAACAAUGAAUGCUUUAUUCACAUCUGCUGCUUUAGCAGCUUUAUCAGAGGGAUAUAAAAAUGCUCAUGAAUUAUUAGAAGCAGAAAAAGCAAAUCUAUUGGGUUUAAAUACAACAAAUGAUAAUGAACGCGCUUCUGAACCUGAUCAGUCUUCAGUUACAGCUUUAGUCCGAAUGCAAUCAUUUCUUAAUACUAUAAAUGAUUUAUGCUAUCAUAUGUUAGGUAGUGGAUGUCACAUGAUUGGAAGAGAUUUCUAUCAGUUACCUGGUUUAGCACCAGCACUUAUCAAUUCAGUUUUUUCUAAUAUGGAGAUGAUUCCAGAUUAUAGAUUGCGACCAAUUAUACGCGUAUUCAUGAAACCAUUUAUAUAUUCUUGUCCACCUGCAUUUUACGAAAGUGUUCUUGUACCCGUUUUGGCUCAUGUUUCUACACAUAUGUGCCAAAGAUUGAGUGCAAAAUGGCAAUAUAUCGCACAUCUUUAUGAAUCUGGUGGUUUAGAUGAAGAAAAUACUGAUACACAAGAAGUUAUUGCUGAUAUGUUAAAUCGAAAUUUGACAAGAGAUUUUGUAGAUGUAUUGAAAGUAGCUCUCGUUGGCGGUGCUGCUAGUGAUGCAACGCCUCCUGAUACUAUGGAACAAGAUAGUAGUGGUAUGGCCAUAGAUUUUCCUUUAUCACGUGGAAAUAGUAUAGUUGCUGAAGUUGUUAGUGAGUUGGGAGCUGUAGUUCUUCGUCAUCCGACUACGUGCCAUAGUGUUGUUUUAUGUGUUUUAGGAGCUUUAGCUUGGAAUGACUCAAAUGCCAGUUUAAAAGCUACAAUGUUAACCGGACCAGUUGUACGAGCAUUAGCAGCUGAUGGCAGUUUAACACCUGAUAUGGCUGCUCAUAUUAUGGUAGCAAUUCUUCAAGGUUUGCAACUUCAUGGACAACAUGAUGCCAAUCAAGGUUCUCUUAUAACUUUGGGUGCACAAGUUUAUGAAUGUCUACGACCUAAAUUCCCUAAUAUUAUUGAAGUAAUGCAGCAAAUUCCGGGCGUAAAUCUUACGGAUUUACAACGUUUCGAUGAAAAAAUGGCUGUAGUUAGUACUAAAGGAAAUAAAGUUGAAAAAGGAAAAAAAGAUCUUUUUAAGAAAAUUACAAAUCAGCUUAUUGGUCGAAGUGUUGGUCAAUUAUUUCGUAAAGAAGUCAAAAUAGACAAUUUACCACGAAUAGAAGUUUUUGGAAAGCAACAAGCGAUACGUGUGGAUGAAGUAUCCGAGAAUUCAACUGAUAGCGGAUUUGCAGCUUUAUUUGCAGGACCCACGUAGCAAAAACUCCAUUUACAUGACCACUCUGCAUACAUAUGGUCUGAAUUAAUAAAUUGUAAUAAAUCAUCGUGAAAACAUUUUCCUACAACAAAAGAUUGAACUAUAUACAUAAUGGGAUCCUGCAAUUGAAAUAAGAAGAUAAGAAUAGAGUAAGCUCAUAUUAAGAUGUUUCAUCUUUAAAUUAUUCAUAAAAUUGAACGCGUAUAUACACAGUUUGGUAAUACAAUUUAUACUUAACUACUUUAUUUAUAUAUCAAAUAAUGAAUAAAGUUAAAAGAAAAUACGCUUACACACGCGUUCAGGAUCGAUUAUGAAUAGUUUAUAAGACAAAAAAAUUUAAUAUCUAAUUUUAUUUGAAAAAAUCUCUUAUUUUUAAUUCAGGACUUCAAUACGCAAAAAAGUUAGUAUUUCUUGAAUAUUCAGGGUGUGUAGUAAUGCAUGCGUGCGUAUGUAUGUAUGUAUGUAUGUAUUGUAUGCGUGAUACGUAUUCAUACGUAUAUGUAACAUAAAAUAUUUGUCGUUAAAGAAGAGCAUGCAGUACAUAUGAUGAGACAAAUAUGAAGCAAAUCUAAGUAGAUUAUUGAAUAAUUGUAUAUUAAGUCUUAUGCAUUUAUUACUAUUUCUUUGGAUUUACAUAAAAUCUUUUGUAACAAUGUAAAACAACAUGAUUUUCAACGCGAUGUGUAAUACAGUUUUUGUAAACAAUAUUUCGCUAAUGUAUAAUAUAAAGAUUGUUGAUUUAUAUAAAACAAUUUUACGAUUUGGUACAAAUAUUGUAUUCGAAUUGAUUAUAAUUGUUUUUAAUCAAGAGAAAAAUGUGUCCAUUUCUCAGCACUUUUUAAAAAUAUUGUUUCAUAUUGUAUGUUUCAUAUGAAUUUAGUUGUAAAGUUUUAUUUGGGCAUUUCGAAAACAUAUAAAAUAAUUUUUUUUAAAUAUUUAAUAUUAAAUAUGUUUGGGCCAUAUUAUUCCCAUUAAAUGCAAUUUUUGUUUAUCAUUUAAAAUUUACAAAAAUUCAAAUUAAAUAGCAUUUUAGAUACUUAUAUGUAAAUCAAACGUAAUAUUUCUAUGUUUUGUUGUUACUUCUUUUUAAUUAUUUUAUUUUAUUAUUGUGAAUAAUGUAGCACAUUGUAACUAUCACAUAAAAAUGAAUUAGUACUUUACACAAUUGCCAUUAUAUAUCAAAUAGCGACAAUACUUUACAUGAAAUUGUAGAUAUUAAUAAUCAUUUAAUACAUGACAAUCAUCAUGGAUUUAAAAAUAAUGUAGCACAGAAUUUGUAUGUAGUAUUACAUGAUAGAAACUGUGCUAUUUAAAAAAUUUAUUACACUAGGUAUAGAAAAAAUUUAAAUAAUACCAGUGUCUUUUAUUAAUUGUAUUUAAAUGAUAAUUCAAAUACUAAAAUUUAAUAUUAAAUUAUAUCAUGUUAUAUAUACAAUCAAUUUGCCUAUCAUAUUAACAUCACAUGUGUUCUAAAAUAAAAUUCAUAAAGAACUAUAUUUUGCAACAAAAUACUAUCGAGAUUACCAUAAUAAAGUACAAGUUUUUAAUAAACUUCAAAUUUUAUUACUAGUUAAACUAGUUACGCGUUAGAGUUUAACAAUUUUUAUUUAAAAUACGCGACAAUAUGCACAUU